AUGAAAGGUUUCAGACAGAGAGUGUUGUCGAGGGCAAAGGACGGCAACAAGUCUUCCAAGAAGAAAGACGCGAGUAAUUCAGGCACCGCGUCUCCGCUGUCCUCAUCCACUACGCUCGCUGGUGGUGAUUCGAGAUCUCCCAAUAGCUCCAACACCGCAACCCCGACCUCCUCAUCGACGAAUCUGAACGAACUACGAAACAAGGGCGGAAAUCAUGAGGGCGCCAACGCCAAUCACGGAACCACUCAACAUCAUACUGGCGCUGCUGCAGGAUCGGGCUCGCUGGCUUCUCAUUACAUGUCGCAAGGCUCCGCUCAUGGAUCAGGCGGACCUGGAACAGCCACAGCUCGUCAUCACAUUGCUCCAAGCGUGAUCAUAAGCCCAAGUGCUCCUCACAUUCCGGGACCUGGCGCGACUGAAACAAUGCCUGGCGACCUUGCACCUCCCAAGGCCGGCCAGAAAUCCCUCCUUUUCGAUCGACUGCAAUCUACCCCGAAGGAUGUGCCCGAGGGUGUCCGAACGCCCAAGAGACAGCACUCGUCGAGAUUUGAUGUAUCAGACCAAAGAGCUCGUGAUCUGGAGAAAUUGCCGGGCUUCCACGAAGUCCCUCCCAAUCGAAGACAAGAGUUAUUCAUGCAAAAGAUCGAUCAAUGCAAUAUUAUCUUCGACUUCAAUGACCAGACCGCCGACAUGAAAUCAAAAGAAAUCAAGAGACUUGCCCUCCACGAACUUCUGGAUUAUGUUGCCAAUAACCGAUCGGUGAUAACCGAGCCGAUGUAUCCGAAAGUUGUCGAAAUGUUUAGCAAGAACCUUUUCCGCCCCGUUCCCCCUCCUGUCAAUCCGCAGGGUGAAGCAUUUGAUCCCGAAGAAGAUGAACCAGUCCUUGAAGUGGCUUGGCCUCACAUCCAAGUGGUCUACGAGUUCUUUUUACGUUUCAUCGAAAGCCAAGACUUCAACACAAACAUUGCCAAAGCUUACAUUGACCAUCAUUUCGUCCUCCAGUUGCUGGAGCUGUUCGACUCAGAAGACCCUAGAGAAAGAGAUUUCCUCAAGACCACACUUCACCGCAUCUACGGCAAAUUCCUGAAUCUUCGGUCCUACAUUCGAAGGUCGAUCAACAAUGUCUUUUUCCAGUUUACGUACGAGACGGAGAGGUUCAACGGCAUAGCCGAACUUCUCGAGAUUCUUGGUUCGAUCAUCAACGGCUUUGCUCUUCCGCUGAAAGAAGAGCAUAAACUCUUCUUGACCAGGGUUCUUAUUCCCCUGCACAAAGUCAAGAGUUUGAGCAUGUAUCAUCCCCAAUUGGCAUAUUGUAUCGUGCAAUUCUUGGAGAAAGACGCGGCGUUGACGGAAGAAGUGGUGCUUGGUCUCCUCCGCUAUUGGCCGAAAGUCAACAGCACUAAAGAAGUCAUGUUCCUGAACGAAGUCGAGGAUAUUUUCGAGGUUAUGGAUCCGCAAGAAUUUGCUAAAGUCCAAGAGCCUCUCUUCAACCAACUGGCCAAAUCUGUAGCGAGUCCUCAUUUCCAAGUGGCCGAGCGUGCAUUGUACUUCUGGAAUAACGAAUACUUCUGCAACCUCGUCAGUGACAACGUCGAAACCAUCCUUCCGAUCAUGUUUGCUCCGUUGUACGAAAAUUCCAAAGGACACUGGAACCGCACAAUACACGGCAUGGUUUACAACGCAAUGAAACUUUUCAUGGAGAUCAACCCUCAGCUUUUCGACGAGUGUUCGCACGAUUACAACGAAAUGCAGAGCACUGCCGCUCAACGGGAAAAAGCACGCGAAGCGAAGUGGGCGAAGCUCACUGAGCAGGCCGAUCGCAUGAAGGCCGCCGGAGCGGCAAAACCACCGACGACCCCUAGUAUCCAGGAAGUGCCAGAGACGGAUGCUGCGCAGGACAACCAAGAGAGACUAGAUGCUCUCAAACUGCAUGAUGAGUCGUCGUCAAGCAAACCAUCAUCGAUUCGCAUGGUCAGACGAGAUCUCGCCGGUCGAACAGCAGCUUGGAUGGCAAAUCGAGAAGACAUCGCACCCAUUCUGGAGGAUCCCUUGAAUUUCACCGGACAGUACAAAUGCCUCAUGUUCAACGCCACGGAGGCGGUAUGUCGCAGCAUUGACCCGAGCAAAUAUUGGGCUGUCGGUGGUGGCAGCGAGCUAUGA
This is a messenger RNA of Fonsecaea multimorphosa CBS 102226, 2160 nucleotides long. RefSeq lists its product as uncharacterized. The transcript is spliced from 5 exons. Gene Ontology annotation, cellular component: protein phosphatase type 2A complex. Gene Ontology annotation, biological process: signal transduction. The record is from RefSeq and is a predicted model, not a curated record. Gene Ontology annotation, molecular function: protein phosphatase regulator activity. NCBI's taxonomy places the organism in Eukaryota, Fungi, Ascomycota, Eurotiomycetes, Chaetothyriales, Herpotrichiellaceae. Bases 1 to 2160 code for a protein of 719 amino acids.